ACACAAUGACAGAUAAUAUUUGACAAGUGAUAUGACAGGGGAAAUUAUUUAUUUUCAUUUCGAAUAAAGUUUAAAAAUUAUAAAAUGUUACAACGACUGCUUGUAAAUUUUAACGUUAGAAUAUCUAGUAGGCGUACACAUGUAUUGUUUGGUCUACCUAUUGCCAAGCAUUCGUGUCAUCACUGCGGUCACAGGUUAUAUUUCUCUCACAAGGCCCCAGUCUUUAGGAAUUAUUACGAAAGGGCUUCGCACAGUAGAAAUGGUUUAUUUAAUACGAAAACGAGGUAUUAUUCGAGCCAAGUGGAAGUUAAAACUAAGACCGAACCUAUUGAAACGUCGAAAGUAAAUUCUGCGAUUACUGGGUCUAAGAAAAUAAAUGUAAAAUUAAAGUCUUCGGAAUUGAAGCGAUUAUUUGGAUUAGCAGCUCCGGAAAAAUGGACUCUGACUGGUGCUAUUGGAUUACUUAUCAUAUCAUCAAGUGUGACCAUGGCCAUCCCAUUCUCGCUGGGCAAAGUCUUAGAUAUAAUCUACAGCAGUACAAAUGACCUGGCAGGAGCGAGAGAGAAACUCGACACACUCUGUUUGAUGCUCUGUGGAGUAUUCCUUAUUGGAGGCUUAUGUAACUUUGGAAGAGUGUAUCUUAUGUCAAUAUCAGGCCAAAGAAUGACACAAGGUCUCCGCAAACAAGUUUACAACGCGAUAUUGCAGCAAGAACCCGCAUGGUUCGGUAAAACGUCAACUGGUGAGCUUGUGAACAGGCUGUCGGCUGACACUCAGUUGGUUGGCCGCAACCUUAGCCAGAAUGUCAGUGAUGGCCUGAGAUCAUUGUUUAUGGUUGGAGCGGGGACUGGCAUGAUGAUCUAUAUGUCCCCAUCGCUGGCGAUGGUCGGUCUAUGCGUGGUGCCGCCCGUGUCGGUGCUGGCCGUCAUAUACGGCCGCUUCGUGAGGAAUAUCACAAGGCAACUGCAGGACAGUUUAGCUGAGACUAGUGAGCUCGCCGAAGAGAAGAUAUCGAACAUAAAAACAGUGAAAGCGUUCAGCAAAGAGCAGGCGGAAGGCGAAGCAUACGCGAAGAGGAUAGAAAAGCUUCUACAGCUGGCUUACAAGGAGUCGCUCGCCGUCGGCACUUUUUAUGGACUGACCGGUCUUUCUGGCAACGUGAUAAUCAUCCUAGUGUUAUACUACGGCGGCGGUAUGGUUGCCACGGAACAGUUGACGGUCGGCAACCUAACCUCCUUCCUGCUAUACGCGGCGUACGUCGGCAUCAGCAUAGGGGGGUUGAGCAGUUUCUACACGGAGCUGAAUAAGGGCAUGGGAGCUGCCACUAGACUGUGGGACAUUAUUGAUCGGGAGCCUGCAAUACCUACCUCAGGAGGCCUAAGGCCCAAAGAGCGUCCAAAAGGCGAGAUAAUCCUAGAGAACGUAAAGUUCGACUACCAAGGCGCGCCGCUACUUAAAGGCCUAAAUCUACACUUGCACCCAGGACGGUCUUUAGCCCUAGUCGGUCGGUCAGGGUGCGGGAAAAGCACUGUAGCAUCACUUAUAUUGAGGCUUUACGAUCCUGUGGAAGGCAGGAUAUUGCUAGAUGGAGUGGAUAUUAGGGAGUUGGAUCCCGUGUGGUUAAGGAGCCAUAUUGGCUACGUUAGUCAGGAGCCUGUGUUAUUUAGUGGAUCAAUAAAGGAUAAUAUUUUAUACGGGUCAUUAGACGAAUUAGAAGACUCCGAACAACUGAAUGAAACAGAUAAAGACAAGAAAAUUCCAGCGUGGCUAGCGGCAGCGCGGACAGCACACUUACACGAGCUAGUUCGCGGCGGCGCCGGCAACGGGUGGUCGCGCAGUGUGGGUGCGCGCGGCGGACAGCUCAGCGGCGGACAGAAGCAACGCGUCGCCAUAGCACGUGCCAUUGUCAAGAACCCAAAAAUCCUCAUCCUAGACGAAGCUACCUCAGCGUUAGAUGCGUUUUCCGAAUACCUAGUCGAUAAAGCACUAAAAAACAUAAGUAAAGACCGUACCAUGCUCACGAUAGCUCACAGAUUGAGCACGAUACAGUCAGCCGACGAAGUAGCGGUUCUCGACGGCGGGGUGAUUGUCGAAAAGGGGCCUUAUGCAGAACUCAUGGCCAAACAGGAUGGCGUUUUCAGAGAAAUCAUCACGCAUCAGCGAUUAUCGAAAAAGCCACAAGAAGCGAAAAAUGUUAAUGGUGCAGUCACAAAUAUCAGUGGCAAUAUCAUAUAAGUUGUGUAUUUAAAUUACGAAAUUGAAUGUGAUAAAUACCAGAUUAUUUUUUAUUCCAAUUUAGUUUUACACUGU
Messenger RNA from Cydia amplana, 2310 nucleotides. Its product is annotated as ATP-binding cassette sub-family B member 10, mitochondrial. Lineage: Eukaryota; Metazoa; Arthropoda; Insecta; Lepidoptera; Tortricidae. The record is from RefSeq and is a predicted model, not a curated record. Gene Ontology annotation, cellular component: mitochondrial inner membrane. Gene Ontology annotation, biological process: oligopeptide export from mitochondrion. Gene Ontology annotation, molecular function: ATP binding; ABC-type oligopeptide transporter activity; ATP hydrolysis activity. The coding region runs from base 85 to 2235 and encodes 716 amino acids. The transcript has 10 exons.